Molecule: messenger RNA, 1845 nt
Organism: Lodderomyces oxycetoniae
Lineage: Eukaryota; Fungi; Ascomycota; Pichiomycetes; Serinales; Debaryomycetaceae
Gene: GGA2
Product: phosphatidylinositol 4-phosphate-binding protein
Exons: 1
Coding region: 1-1845 (614 amino acids)
Biological process (GO): Golgi to endosome transport; Golgi to vacuole transport; protein transport to vacuole involved in ubiquitin-dependent protein catabolic process via the multivesicular body sorting pathway
Cellular component (GO): trans-Golgi network
Molecular function (GO): phosphatidylinositol binding; ubiquitin binding
Source: RefSeq, a predicted model, not a curated record
AUGUCUUCUUCCUACUCGCUUGAUAAGAUUAACCCCAAAUUGUUGCGGAGAAUAUACAGGGCAUGCAGACCAACCAAUGACGAGCCGAACCUAGCACUUAAUUUAGAGAUUUGUGACUAUGUCAAUGCCAAGAAGGGAUCUGCUCCAAGAGACGCAGCUAUAGCAGUUGUUAAAUUGAUUAGUCAAAAAGAUCCACAAACUUCAGAAUUGGCCAUUGCGUUGUUGGACAAUUUGGUAAAAAACUGUGGGUACCCCUUCCACUUGCAAAUAUCAAGAAAGGAGUUUUUGAACGAGUUGGUAAAAAGGUUCCCUGAAAGACCAACAAUGAGGUAUACUCGCGUGCAAAGGUUGAUAUUGGCACAGAUUGAGGAAUGGUACCAAACGAUUUGUCGUACUUCCAAAUACAAGGAGGAUUUUGGUUAUAUCAAGGAUAUGCAUAGACUUUUAUCCAAUAAAGGUUAUGUGUUUCCCGAGGUCAAAGUUGAAGAUAUUGCAGUGUUGAACCCAGGCGACAAUUUGAAAUCUUUGGAUGAUAUACAACAGGAGGAAGCAGUUGUAAACUCUGCCAAAUUACAAGAAUUGAUUAGAAGAGGAAGACCGCAAGAUUUGCAAGAAGCUAAUAAGUUGAUGAAGAUUAUGGCAGGAUUCAAAGACGAUAACAUAAGGGAAAGUAAGAAGCAAUUGCAGGAUGAUAUUGUUAGAUUAACCAGGAAAGUGGAGAUUUUGGGGGAAAUGUUGAACUCGAUUGAAAGUGCAGGUGCUAAGAUUAACGACGAUUCUGACGAAGCUCUUGUUGAGUUAUACAGCUCAAUCAAGAGCUCUCAACCAAUUAUCCAUAAAAUCAUUGAGCAAGAAAAGCAUGAGGAAGGAGGAGAAGGAGAAGGAGAAGGAGGAAGAGGAAGAGGAAGAGGAAGAGGAGGAGAAGAUGAUGAUGAAAGAAUACGUGAUCUUUUCACUUUAAACGACAACGUGAAUAGCGUGAUUACAAAAUUCCAAUUAUUGAAAAACGGUAAAUUUGAAGAGGCAAGUGGCAUUACAUUCAAGUCGACAGCUCUGCAAGGCCCUGAUUUGAACUUGAUUGAUUUCGGAGAUGAACCAGAAGACACCAACGCCAGUAAGGAACAAGGCUACAACGAUUUGUUGAGUGAUUUGUCAGAAUUGACAUUUGGUGGUAAUGAUAACAAUGGCGUAAGUUCAAAUGGCGGUUCAAAGAUUAAUCCGCUAAACUUGUACGGGGCAGGUGGGUCAAUUGUAUUGAGCGGUGGCAGCGGCGGUAAAAGCGGCUCAACUCAAUUACAUCAAUCUGCUCCCACAACUAAAGUAAACAAUUCUUCUUCAUCAAACUUAGACUUGUUAGCCGAUUUGCACUCACCUUCUCCGCAAUUACAAUCCAAUUUGCCCACUUCAAGUAAACCAUCCAGCGGUUUAGAUCCAUUUGGAUUUGAUUUUCCAAGUUCGACUCCACCUCAAAUGCAAAAACAAGCAGCUACAUCCCAAGCCCAAGGCUACACUAGGAUACUUAAUUUGAAUCAGUCAUCAACACUUAAAAUCGAAAUAGGCGUACAUCAAGCAUCUAAUGUGUUAUUCAAAGGUCGCAUUCUUUUUUCCAACACUCAAAAUCAGACAAUUUCUCAUUUGAAGUUUAUGAUUGCUGUCCCAAAAGGAUGCAAGUUGGAAUUGCGACCACAAACCAGUGAUACAAUAUAUGCAUUUAAUAAUCAUGGUGUUUCUCAAGAUUUCACAAUUGAAAACCCACAACUGAAACAAUUAAAAGUUAAAUGGAAGGUUGAUUAUCAAGUUGGGAAUGAAACGAAAGAGGAGAAUGGUAUCAAUGUGAUAGUCUAA